Messenger RNA from Mirounga angustirostris (Northern elephant seal), 2018 nucleotides. It is a transcript of the gene PITX3, whose product is annotated as paired like homeodomain 3. Bases 299 to 1207 code for a protein of 302 amino acids. Gene Ontology annotation, molecular function: RNA polymerase II cis-regulatory region sequence-specific DNA binding; DNA-binding transcription factor activity, RNA polymerase II-specific. The transcript is spliced from 4 exons. Gene Ontology annotation, cellular component: nucleus. The record is from RefSeq and is a predicted model, not a curated record. NCBI's taxonomy places the organism in Eukaryota, Metazoa, Chordata, Mammalia, Carnivora, Phocidae. Gene Ontology annotation, biological process: anatomical structure morphogenesis; regulation of transcription by RNA polymerase II.
GCGGCGCAGCUGGAAGGGGGCGGGGCCCGACGCGCGAGGCUCGCCGCGGCGGGCUGGGGGCGCCCUGGGCUGCCAUAAAGUGAAUGGGCUCCGGCGGGGGGUGGCAGUCCGCCGCGAGGCUCACUCUCUCCCUCUGCGAGUCGGAGAGCGCCGGAGCGGAGCGGCGGCCCGGGCGCAGGGGGGCGGCCCCCACCGCGGCCGGGUGCCCGGCCCCUGGCCCCUGCUUGCCCUCCAGACUGCCGCCGCCGCCGCCGCUGCCGGGAGUCUGCCUGCUGCGGGACUCACUAGUCCUCCCUCCAUGGAGUUCGGCCUGCUUAGCGAGGCGGAGGCCCGGAGCCCGGCCCUCUCGCUGUCAGAUGCGGGCACUCCCCACCCGCCACUCCCAGAGCACGGCUGCAAGGGCCCAGAGCACAGUGAUUCGGAGAAGGCCUCGGCUUCGCUGCCCGGCGGCUCCCCGGAAGACGGCUCGCUGAAGAAGAAGCAGCGGCGGCAGCGCACCCACUUCACCAGCCAGCAGCUGCAGGAGCUGGAGGCGACCUUCCAGAGGAACCGCUACCCCGACAUGAGUACGCGCGAAGAGAUCGCGGUGUGGACCAACCUCACCGAGGCCCGCGUGCGGGUGUGGUUCAAGAACCGGCGCGCCAAGUGGCGGAAGCGCGAGCGCAGCCAGCAAGCCGAGCUGUGCAAGGGCGGCUUCGCCGCGCCACUAGGGGGGCUGGUGCCGCCCUACGAGGAGGUGUACCCCGGCUACUCGUACGGCAAUUGGCCACCCAAGGCGCUCGGCCCGCCACUCGCCGCCAAGACCUUCCCGUUCGCCUUCAACUCAGUCAACGUGGGGCCUCUGGCUUCGCAGCCCGUCUUCUCGCCACCCAGCUCCAUCGCCGCCUCCAUGGUGCCCUCGGCCGCAGCCGCCCCGGGCACGGUGCCAGGGCCCGGGGCCCUGCAGGGCCUGGGCGGGGGGCCCCCCGGGCUGGCUCCGGCCGCAGUGUCCUCCGGGGCAGUGUCCUGCCCUUACGCCUCGGCCGCUGCAGCCGCAGCUGCAGCCGCCUCCUCCCCCUACGUAUAUCGGGACCCGUGUAACUCGAGUCUGGCCAGCCUGAGGCUCAAGGCCAAACAGCACGCCUCUUUCAGCUAUCCCGCCGUGCCCGGGCCGCCCCCGGCCGCCAACCUCAGUCCGUGUCAGUACGCCGUGGAACGGCCCGUAUGAACGGCCCGGUCCGUCGACCAUCCCCGAGGGCGGGGGCGAGAAUUCACAGCCUCCCCGGACUGGGGUCGUCUUGACUGGCUUGCCCCUAUCCCGGGGUCUGAGAGGGGUGCUGGGACAGCUCGGGGAGGGCGGAGGGGUGGGCGGCCAGCUCAGGAGAGAGCCUCCCCGCUGCCGGCCCUGAGGGAUGGACUGGGCCCUACACACCCUACACACAGUCCACGCCCCUGGGACUAAGGCCAGGAACAGGGACCAGUUCCCCGGGGGCCAAGUGACCCUUGGCCCACCCCGCCUUCUCCAGACUCCCCUCCCCCAUUUUCAAAGAUAAAUGAAAUAAACGUGCGCGGACUGCCAAAGGCCUGAUGAUUCAGAGUUGCGGUUGAGCCCCCUCCCCUCAGGCUACCCCAUGUUUAAAGGAGAGCUGGGUGUACAGGACAGAAGUGAGGGCCUGGGAUUCUAGGGUUUCAGUCCCCUCUCAGCUCCCAACACCCGGAUGGGGCAGCUGGGGGAUUCCUGGAGCGGGGGGCGGGGGGGGGCACCUGCGAGCGAGUAUGUAGGUGUGGCUUAGGGACUAGCUACUUCGCUAGCGUUGGCCAAAGCUGGUGCUGCGGCGCCACCUCGUGGUCUUAUGCAGGAUAACUGGAAGUUCUGGUCUGGAACGCUUGCUUGCAGGUGUCAAUUUUGCAACUUAGGAAGCCUAUGACCUUAGAUAAGUUACACCGCCUUUCUGCACCUGUUUCUCACUGUUCCUAUGAGGGGCUUGGGUCUCUAAUAGCAAUAAAAUUCUGGUCUGUAACAGACAUUUAUUAAGUGC